This is a messenger RNA of Leptinotarsa decemlineata (Colorado potato beetle), 1815 nucleotides long. RefSeq lists its product as uncharacterized. NCBI's taxonomy places the organism in Eukaryota, Metazoa, Arthropoda, Insecta, Coleoptera, Chrysomelidae. The record is from RefSeq and is a predicted model, not a curated record.
ACCACCUAAAGGUGAAGGGUGAAACGCAAUUGUAAAGAAAUAUUUUUUAGUGUAAUGUUAUCGUGAGGAAUAUGAAUGAAGCCGAAUCAUUUCAAUAUUCAGGUAAUCCUUCUGUUUGUGUUAUCUCUGAUACCAUGGCCAGGACCGACAGUUUUCAAGAUAUCCUGCCCCAGAGAUAAUGCCCGGGUAGUAAGAAAAAUAGUUCAAACUAAAUGGUUACCUGUACUAGACAAAUUCAAACUUAGCUUACCAUUAGAAUGCCCUUUUCAUCCGAUGAGGGACAUUUUUGGGCCCCAACAAGCUGCUAAAAAGCAGCAUAGACCUUCUCAAUGGACUUGUGGACUUUGUGGAAAAUCAUUUUUUGAAGAGAAAUAUUUGGAUAUGCAUUUCGACAAUCGACACAAGGGAUAUAUAAAUAUGGCUGAAGACGCUGUGUGCCUUGCAGACUACUGUGACAUCAUGCGAUGUGAUGUACUGAUGACCCAGGAUUUGAAAACUGUCCUACCUGAACACGAAAAUACUGACAUUGAAAUAUGGCGAGAAGCUUCUUCUUAUUCUAAAGCUUUAGCUACCUCGGGGCCAAGAGAUGUAGCCAAAUAUACACUGAGAAGUGGAAAUUAUCCUCACUUGCAAAAAACAUCGAAAACCAAUGGAAAACUGAAAAAACAUUGCCAAAAAAAGGAUGCACCAGAUACAUCAAAGAGUAGUGGUGAAGGAGAACCUGAUGACGACAAAUCGCAAAACACAUCUAAAAAUGUUUGUCAGAACGACUUAGUAGAUUCAGCUUUACCAUCUCCUGACAACCGACAACAACGAAUAGCAGAACUGCAGAAGCUGAAGGCUAAUUGCAAGCCUGAGGAACUCCAAAAAAUCAAAACGAAAUGCGAAGUGUUAGUAAGAGACUGUAUUGCCGGAUUGCUGAUACAACUGUCUGUGAAAGAUUUCAAAGAAGUCGAAGAUGAACUGAAUAGAGCUGUCUGUUGGUACCUUACUUGUGACAGAUAUUGGGAAGACUCGCAAGCUGACAUCAGAAGUUUUCCAUGGGGUCUUGUAUGUAUGAUUAUAAUGGUUAUGUCACUGGGAAUAUGCCUUUGCUAUUAUAUAAUAUGGGUGCUAUUUGAUAAAAAUGUUUUCAGUACGGAUGAUGUCAGCGUGACGAGCACCAGCAUAACAGACAGAUCUACCCCGUCUCCUGCACAUGCUCUUCGACAUGAUCUGUCAGCAGUCGAUGGAAAUCAAAUAUAUAGCGAGGAUUAUUUUUUGGCGCAAGAUAAAGAAAAUGAAUAUAUUUAUGUUACGUAUCCUCCAGAUUUAAAGAGGAGACUGUUAGAAAGCUGCUACAAUCGAACUACCCGCUUGUGAGAAUAGAGAAAAACCAAUAGUUAGAAGACUAUUUUUCACUAGAAUUUCCUGUCGAAUUUCAUACCGAAUUUUUCAUAUUCGUAGUAGAGUAGGCUCAAUGUUAGUAAAAAACUCAGUUUUGCCAAAUUUUUUACAUAGACCAACUAGGUAACAGGGUCAAAAGUGAGAUGAAAUACCUUUUUUAAUGUUGAAAUUUUUCAUUUGCAAAAAAUAAAAUUCAUUAAUAGUCGAAGAAGAGAUUUUUCUUUAGUUGCUAAUACAUGUUUGUUGAAUACCAUAAUAACAGUUAUGGAAAAUAUUCAUUUCUAUAAUUGUAUUUUUCUGAUAAUACGUCUGAUCAUUUCACUUCUGAACCUACAAUAACUUUUAGCAAAUAUUGAUAAUUUAUGCUACUACUUUUGUAUGAUUUGAAAUGAUAGACUACAUUUCGUUCAUUAGAAUAAGUGCUGAUUU